GAGGCGAGCCGCGAGUGGAACUGUGGAAGCGUCGAGCUUUUUUCUUCUUUGUCUUGCUGCGCAAGAAGAAGGGAAACGAGAGGAGGGCGGCGAUGGCCAAGAGGCUGCUCCCGUCGCUGAACCGGGUGCUGGUGGAGAAGCUGGUGCAGCCCAAGAAGACCGCCGGCGGCAUCCUCCUCCCGGAAACAUCCAAGCAGCUGAAUGCUGCUAAAGUGGUGGCUGUUGGCCCUGGUGAGCGCGACAAGGCAGGCAAUCUGAUCCCAGUUGCUCUGAAGGAAGGCGACACUGUUCUUCUGCCCGAGUAUGGUGGAUCUGAAGUCAAGCUUGCGGCUGAUAAAGAGUACCUCCUCUUCAGAGAGGAUGACAUUUUGGGCACACUUGUGGACUGAUUCAGAUCGCGAGCAAGCGGGUGGUGAGAUGCGUAGGAUUUGAAGCUGGGAACAAACUCCAGAAAGAACUGUGCCCUGUCGUGAUGUCAUAAAUUUGUGGUGAAACAUCAUAUCAUGAGGAUAAAAUUUGUUGCUUUUUUUGUGAUGCAAUUGAGAAAACUUUCGAAUU
Zea mays is the source of this 558-nucleotide messenger RNA. Its product is annotated as chaperonin. Lineage: Eukaryota; Viridiplantae; Streptophyta; Magnoliopsida; Poales; Poaceae. Bases 93 to 389 code for a protein of 98 amino acids. Gene Ontology annotation, cellular component: mitochondrion. The transcript has a single exon. Gene Ontology annotation, molecular function: protein-folding chaperone binding; protein folding chaperone; ATP binding. The record is from RefSeq and is marked validated.